Molecule: messenger RNA, 897 nt
Organism: Fusarium mangiferae
Lineage: Eukaryota; Fungi; Ascomycota; Sordariomycetes; Hypocreales; Nectriaceae
Exons: 1
Coding region: 1-897 (298 amino acids)
Biological process (GO): regulation of DNA-templated transcription
Molecular function (GO): DNA-binding transcription factor activity
Source: RefSeq, a predicted model, not a curated record
AUGAGCGCUGUGUAUUCUCUCUUCCAACAAUCGGCUCAGUACCCUCCCGGCGACACGAACUCCAUCGCCCAUGAUCCCUCAGACAUCCAUCUCUACAACGCACCCUCUGAAGGUUUUUGGGAACCGUGGUCGCUUGUAAAGUAUGCAACCUUUGCCGAAUCAUCUACAACCGCCGCUUCAAACGUCCACGAACAACAGCAACCGCUAUGUUCCGACUGUUCCUGCGACGAAGAUGCCUCGACUCAGUGGACACGUCCUAUAACCUCGAAACGCGAUUGUUCACUUCCAUCCCCGCCCACCGAUCCAACUAGAAUAGACGUUGCGACCAGCAAGUUGGAGAGUAGCCGUGGCUCUCCACCAACCCAGCCUGACAAACGCGAGCACAACGCAAGUCGGCCACAUUCUUCAAAGGCUUUGAGACGUGUCUCAACUCGAAAAACAUCAAAGCCCGACACUACCUCGACAAAGCCUAAAAUCCGUGGUGGCAGAGCGAAACCAGCUUCCCAGGCUACGAAAACACUGUCUCUCGACCCAGACGAAAGCAUCGAUAAGCACAGCAGAACGGUUAAGGAAAGGAACCGCAUAGCCUCCAAUAAGUUCCGCGUCAAAAAGCGUGAAGACGCAAAGAGGCUUCGAGCAGACCAACAAGACAUGGAACGCGUAAACCGUGACUUGUCAAAUCAUGUCUCCGACCUCAGUAUGCAAGUCUAUGACCUCAACAUGAAACUGUUGCAGCACAUCGGCUGCGAUUGCCAUUUGAUUCAGGAGUAUAUAUCAUACCAAGCACACCAGUACAUUCAGGACUUAAGCAAUGGGAAGCAAGCUGGGGCAACGACGCCUCUUGGCGUCCACAACCAUGUAGUUGAUGAGUUGCCCGAGGCUAAUUUUCUGUAUUAA